Tetranychus urticae (two-spotted spider mite) is the source of this 2186-nucleotide messenger RNA. The record is from RefSeq and is a predicted model, not a curated record. Lineage: Eukaryota; Metazoa; Arthropoda; Arachnida; Trombidiformes; Tetranychidae.
GUUGAUUUUUAGGAUGAUUUCUUAAAUGGUUUCAAAGAGGAGACGUUAAGUGUAAAAUUUGAUGCUCUAUAAUACGGUUCAAUGCCUGUUGAAUCGAGAGACAAUUCUUGGAAACAGAGAUUACUGGAAACGCGAUUUGUAUUGUCCAGUGAUCCGAUAAAGGUUUACAGGUAUUUUAACUUGGAGUCUAAACCGUUGUGAUAUGGUCAGCCUGAAAUGACAAUUAAACUUGGAUAGCUUAAUUGGCCAUUCAUUAAAAAUUUGCUGUUGUCCCCCGCAGUUGGCCCAGUUAAAGGAGUCUACGUUCCUGUAAAGUACACUUUAAGGUCUUACUUAACCUUGGAUCUUCUGGUUUACAUCACAAUGUCGUAUUACGUGUUAAAGCCAAACGAACGAUAUAAACAAGUUAGGAGAGCCUCUAUCAAAAAUUUUAUCUGAAUUUAAUACUGUUAAUUAUCUCACUCCGAUGGCUGGGUUUGACUCAACAUACGUAAGAUGAAAUAUGAAAGCUGUUGAAUAAUUGGCUGAUUGGAGAAGUAAAUUACAAAGUAUGGUCAGCUUGAGAUUUCAAAGGAAAAAUAUGCGUGAACAAGAUUACUUUAAAAACAUCAACAAACAGGGAAAGAUCAUCAUUUUUAUUCCAGGCCAACAUCUUUAACUUCACUUUAUCAUCAAAAGUAAUUUCUCAUUCGAGGAUCAGUCUAAAUCUUGAGCAGAAGUUAAAUUUGACUUUCAGUUUCUUGUGAAUUCCAACUUAACCUCAUUAUGGGCAUAGGUGAACCAAUCGAGUGUCGAGCUGCUGUCCUAUGGAAAUCCAAGGGACCUUUAACCAUUGAACAGGUUACCGUUAAACCUCCAACUGGAAAAGAGGUUCGGGUUAAAAUUGUUGCCAGUGGUGUUUGUCAUUCCGAUUUGAUCGAUUAUGCUGAAUCGGGUAAUGCUAUGGGCGACAGUUUGUUUCCUUAUAUACCAGGGCAUGAAGGUACUGGAAUCGUAGAAUCAAUUGGAGAAGAUGUCACCAAAGUUCAAGCUGGAGAUAAAGUGUUUGUCAUGUUUUUCGGACGUUGUGGUGAAUGCCCUGAUUGUAUCAGAGGACUGGCCAACUACUGUAUGCCAAGUUUGAUGAAUGCUCAAAUAACGGCUGGAAGAGAUGAGCCACCUUUUUCAGUGAAUGGACAACCUCUUUACCGUUUUAUUGGUGCUAGUACAUUUUCAGAAUAUACUCUUGUUGAACAAGAUCGUGUGGUCAAGAUAGAAAGAGAUGUUGACUUGAGAAGAUUAUGUCCACUUGCUUGUGGUGUACCAACUGGUUAUGGUUCAGCUGUAAAUAUUUCGGGCAUUACUAAAGGAACGAAUGUGGCAAUUUGGGGUUUAGGUACUCUAGGACUAGCAGCUGGUCUCGGUGCAUCUCACCGUGAAGCUUCAAUGAUCAUUGGCGUUGACUUGAAUUCAGAUAAAUUCAAAGUUGCUCAAAAAUUUGGAUUUACUCACUUUGUUAACCCAAAAGAACUUGAAGCUGGCAAGACAACUGUUCAAGCAAUCAAAGAAUUGACCAAUGGUCUCGGCGUUGAUCAUACAGUUUGUUGUGUUGGAGCUACAGUGGCAAUGAAAGACGCUGUGGAUUCACUCGCGUUGAAAUGUACAUCAAGAGCUGCAUUGGUUGGUUUACCUGUUCCUGGCGCUGAACUUGCAAUCCCUAUAACUACAUUCCUUACCGGUGUCACCGUUACUGGUGGACUUUAUGGUGGUUUCAAACAUGAAGAUAUCGAUGGACUUGUGGGUCUAGCAGAAGAAAAUAAGAUUGACCUAGAUCAAUUUAUCACCUCGCAAAGGACAUUGGAUGAAAUCAAGGAAGCAUUCGAUGAACUUACAGCCUCUAAAGUCCUCAGAACUGUAAUAAUAAUGGAUCCCACGUACUCAUUUUGAUAGACCUCAGUAACUUACCAGAUAAAUCUAGAUAUGAAUAUGAAUGAUCUAGAAUGUUUAUUAAGAGGACUUUCCUCGAUUUAUUUUAUUCUACUUUUCCACAAAGCACAUUAACCGCUAGUUAUUGCGAAUGAUAUUUCUGGUUACUAGCAAUAAUUAUUUGCAUGGGUUGGUUAACAGCCCCAUAGUAAGAUAAGUGAAAUAAUUAAAUUCAAUUUUUGGUUAAAUCUUAUCAAUGAAGAAGAGAUCUAAUUUUUUAA